Messenger RNA from Rotaria sordida, 4152 nucleotides. Lineage: Eukaryota; Metazoa; Rotifera; Eurotatoria; Philodinida; Philodinidae. The record is from the annotation of a GenBank genome assembly.
AUGGAUAAAUCAUCGAAGAAAAACGAGCAUAAACAUAAAAAACACCGUCAUCAUCACCGUCGUUCUACUUCAUCAUCAUCAUCAAAUUCAAACAAAAAUGAAGAACAAUGGCAAGAAAUUGGUCAUAAUGAUAAUAGUAAUGAUGUUCCCGGUGGUGCUGUGGUUAAAGGACCAACAAUGCCAACACAAGCUGAUUUAGAACAAUUAGAAAAAGAAAAACCUGCACCAGUAACAUUUGCUCUUGAACCAUUUGAUUUUGAUUCAAUCGGAAGUUAUCAACGAGAGAACAAACAAGCAAUAAAAAAAGCUCAAACGACAGCUGAAAUGGAAGCAAUUCUGAAUGAACGUGAAUUAAAUCCAGCAUUACGUCAACAACCAAUUGAACCUAAAAAUUCAAAAUCAACUAAAGUUGGUGAUGCUGGUCUUGAAUGGCAUCGACGAGCUUAUGAACGAUGUAAACAACAAGCAAAAGAUGAGCAACGUCCUUUAAAUGAAAUUGUUUCACAACGAUAUGGUUCUAUGGAAAAAUUAAUGUCAUUGAUAAAUGAUGCUGAUGAUCUUCAUCAUCGUUCAUCUUCUAAGAAAAAAUUUCUUGAUCCAAAUGAAAAAGAUGAUCGACAUCAUCGUCAUCAUCGUCAUCAUCAUCAUCAGCAUCAUCAUCAUCAUCAUGAGAAAAAAUCAUGGAAAAGAACAACAGAUGAUGAUGAUGAUGAUGAACAAUCAACAUCAAAAAAACAAGCACGUACAGAUGAACAAGAAGAAAUAAAAACAAUUGAUGUUGAAUCAAAAGAAGAUGAUUUAAUAUCCGAAGAAAAUCUAUUAGAAUUACGAAAACAACUUAUUCGAGCAGAACUUGCUGGUGAUGAUGAAAUGACUGAAUUACUUCGUAAUGAAAUUAAAAAUAUUGAUAAUCUUCGUGGUAAUUCACAACAUGAUUCUACAACUGAACAACAGCAACGAUCUAAUGAUCCAAAAGUUCUUGUAUUAACAACAAUUGAUCGUUAUGGUGUUGAAAAACCUAUUCAUCAUGCACAUGACCCAGGUCAUCAACGUCAAUAUGGUCAUGUAGAAAAACGUGAUCGUCGAAAAAUGAAAAAAGAAAUUCGAAAAAUGCGUCAAAAUGAUAAAGAUCCAGAACGACAAGGUUUAUCAUUAAAUGAUCUUGUUGAAAUGGAAAGACAUUCAACAACAAAUACAAUGCCUGUUUUACCAAAUAAUAGAAAUAAUCAAACAAUGACAGCUGAUCGACAGUUAUUAACAUCAACACGUCAUUUAUCUGGUUGGUCACGUAUACAAGCAUUAGCUGAACAAAAAAAAAGACAAAAAACAUUUGAACAAUGUUGGUUAUGUAUUGAAAAUUUAUCAAAAUCAUUUAUUUUUGGUUUACUGGAUCAAUGGUUUUUAUGUGCACCACCACAACAAUCACUUGUUGAUGGACAUUGUUUUAUUGUACCUAUUCAACAUACAUCUAGUCGAUUUCAUUUAGACGAUGAUGUUCUCUCUGAACUUGAUACAUUAAAAGAACAAUUAACUGAUUUAUAUCGUAAACAUCAUAAUCAACUACCAAUAUUUAUUGAAACAUUUAAAAAUCCUCGUUUAUUACCACAUAUGUAUAUUGAAUGUAUUCCAGUUCCAAUAGAACAAGCAAAUUUAGUUCCAAUGUAUUUUCGUAAAGCAUUACUUGAAAGUGAAUCAAUGUGGUCAACAAAUAAAAAACUUAUUGAAUUAAAUCAUCAUCGUUCACGUACAUUAAAAUCUGUUAUACCAAAAGGUUUACCAUAUUUUUGUGUUGAAUUUCCAGUUGAUAAAAGUAAAAAUGAAAAUCUUUAUGGUUAUGCACAUAUGAUUGAAGAACGUGGUCAAUUUCCAUUAUAUUUUGGUCGAGAAAUUUUAGGAGGUUUAAUGGAAGUUGAUAAUCCAUUAUUAUGGAUGAGACCAGCUAAUAAAGAACCAGAAGAUAUUAUUGAAAAGAAAUGUAUAUAUUUAAAACAAUUAUGGAAAAAAAAUAAAAAUACAUUAUCAAUGCAUAAAAAUUUUUUAUUUAUUUUAUUUCUAUGUGUUUUAAAUGUUAAUACUUAUGAAGAAGAGAAUGAUGUUGAAUUUAUUGAUAUUGGUGUACGAUUAAUAGGUGAUAAUCGAGAUUAUCUUAUAGCAGAUCUUAUAGCCGAAGAAAAAAAUUUAUUUAAUGCUGGACAUAUUCCUGGAAUUGGUUUACAUCAUUUUCGUAUUGAACGAAAACAUGGUCGAAGAUCUAAACGUGCUAUUGAUGAAACUAUUGAAGAUUUAAAACAUGAUGAACGAAUUGAAUAUAUAACUGUUGGUGAAUCACUAGAAAGACAUAAACGUGAAUUUAUCAAUGAUGAUGCAUUAGAAAAAUUAUAUAAAGAAUAUCGUCAUUGGAAAUAUGAUCAAUUACCUAUUGAUACGGAAUCUGUUGUUGAUAAUUCAUCAUUUAAAAUGUCUUUUGAUGAUACUUAUUAUAAGAAACAAUGGUAUUUAGAAAAUGAAGGUCAAUUAAAUACUCCAGCAAAUCAUGAUAUUAAUGUUAUUCCAGCUUGGUUAGCUGGAUACUCUGGUAGAGGUAUUACAAUUUCUAUUAUUGAUGAUGGUCUUGAUCAUAAACAUCCAGAAUUAAAUGAUCGAUAUCAACCUCAGUUCAGUUAUGAUUUAAAUGAUCUUAACGAUACUGAACAUGAUCCAAGUCCAAGAACUUAUGAUAGUGCAAAUAAUCACGGUACUCGUUGUGCUGGAGCAUCAUCUGGUAAAGCAAAUAAUGGUAUAUGUGGAGUUGGUGUUGCUUAUAAUUCAUAUAUUGCUGGUAUUCGACUUCUUGAUGGACGUAUUACAACGUUACUUGAAGCACGUGCAUUAACAUUAUAUGCUGUUAAUACAUCUAUUAAAAGUGCAUCAUGGGGACCAACUGAUGAUGGAACAAAAAUGGAAGCACCAGGUACACUUGUUAAUGCUGCUUUAGAUUAUGGUGUUACACAUGGUCGUCAAGGUAAAGGUAUAUUAUUUGUUUGGGCAUCAGGUAAUGGUGGAACAGCUGGUGAUGAUUGUGGUGCUGAUGGAUAUGUAUCUCAUCCAAAUGUAAUAUCCAUUGGUUCAAUAAAUCAUUUGGGUAAAACAACAUAUUUUGGUGAAUUUUGUCCAUCAACAAUGGCUGUUGCUUAUACUGGUGGUCGUCAUGCACGUUCAUUUCGUGAACCAUUUAUUCCUGUAGGUGUUGUUGCUGCUGAUGUUGGUGGAAAAUGUACAACAAAAUUUUUUGGUACAUCUGGUGCUGCACCAGUUGCUGCUGGAGCUUUAGCACUUGUACUUGAAGCAAAUCCAGAAUUAACAUAUCGUGAUGUAAUGCAUAUUAUAGCUGAAACAUCUCGUAUACCAAAUUUAUCUGAAACAGAUGAUUGGAUGAUUAAUGGAGCUGGUUUUCAUGUUAGUGAUAAAUUUGGUUUUGGUGUACUUGAUGUUGGACAAAUGAUUGCUUUAGCACAAAAUUGGACAAAUGUUAAUCCAAGAUAUGAUUGUUAUCAUGAAUAUAAAGGUCCUAGUGUUCCAUUAACUAUUGAUGCUACUGUUGAAGUACAUAUUGAUGUUGAUAAAUGUGAAAAUGUAACAAGUCUUGAACAUGUUCAAGCUAAUGUAUCAUUUAGUUUUCAUCGUCGUGGUGAUGUCAAAAUUACAUUAAUAUCACCAAGUGGAACACUUUCAGAAAUGAUUUCUUAUCGAGAUAAUGAUGCUUCGAAAAAAGGUAUAAAAUAUUUUCCAUUUAUGUCCGUACAUAAAUGGGGUGAAUCUCCAAUUGGUCGUUGGACAUUACGUAUUGAAACCCGUACACCACAGAAUGAUGGAUCAAUAAAAUCAGCAAUGGAAGAUAAUACAGGUGAAUUGAGCUAUUUUGGAUUACGUCUCUAUGGUACAUAUUCAACAAAUGAUGAAAAAAAUAAUAUUCAAAAACGUCAAGAAUCAAAUGCAUUUUUACCAACACAAAGUGAAUUAGAAUGGAUAUAUAAACGAGAAUUAUCAAUACGUGAAUCACCGAAUGUUAUGCAAAAACGUGAUUAUCAAAAUUUAAUUAAUGAACGACAACGUCGUAAAGAGAAUUCUGAUCAGUCAUUAUUUUCAACAUUUCGUAAAACAUUUGGCUUUUAG